CGGCAUUAAUUAACACUUAAUUAUUAGGGUUUUUAAAAAGAAAGAAAGGAAAAAAAAGUCGGAGAGAUGGUCCCGCUGGAGUGUGUCGGUGUGUGAAGCGCGCCGUCCUCCUCCUGGACCUGGAUGCUCGCUGCGCGCUGCUCGCCGACGGACGCGGACGCGCUGACAUGUGGAGCGGCGUCCUGCGCGCUCCCCGCGCGGCUCUCGGGCGCUCAGUCGCGCGCUGACUGUCCCCGUCCCCACACACGCGCACGCACACACACACACACACACACCGCGCACACCCUCCGCUGACAAACAAAGAUGUGCCAGUGUGAUCCGAGGGGAAGAACGGCGGGCUCCCUCGCAGAAGCCGGCAAGCUCUUCCUGAGGCACACCACGUUCCACGGGCUCAGGCACGUCUUCCUGUCGGGCUCGUACCCGCGCCGGCUCGCGUGGCUGCUGGCGUUCCUGGCGGCGCUCGCGCUCCUCUUCACCUGGUCCUCGAACCGCGUGCGCUACCUGCUCUCGUCGCCCGUGCACACCAAGGCGCACAUGGUGUACGCGAAGCGCCUCGUCUUCCCCGCCGUCACCAUCUGCAACCAGAACCUGCUGCUGCCCCGGCGCAUGAAGAAGCCCGACAUCUUCAGCGCGGGGAGGUGGCUCGGGCUCCUGGGCAAGAACUGGCAGGUGGCCCCGGGGGCCAAAGAGGCGCUCGCGUCCCACAGCGACGACGGCCGCGGCGGAGUCGGCAGCGAGCCGCCCUGGUCUCCCCUGUCGCGCAUCUUGGACUUUAACCACUUUCUGCCGCCCCCCCGCGAGUCGCAGCCCACCAUGAAGCAGCUGCUGGACCGGCUGGGCCACCAGCUCGAGGAGAUGCUGCUCUUCUGCCGUUUCCAGGGGGAGCAGUGCGGGCCGCGCAACUUCAGCACCAUCUUCACACGUUACGGCAAGUGCUACACCUUCAACUCGGGACAAGAUGGACGUCCUCUGUUGAUCACCACGAAGGGCGGGACGGGAAACGGUCUGGAGAUCAUGCUGGACAUACAACAGGAUGAAUACCUGCCCGUCUGGGGAGAGACGGAUGAAACGUCAUUCGAAGCAGGGAUCAAAGUUCAGAUCCACAACCAGGAUGAGCCUCCGUUCAUCGACCAGCUGGGCUUCGGCGUAGCGCCUGGGUUCCAGACCUUUGUGUCCUGCCAGGAGCAGCGGCUGACAUACCUGCCCCCUCCUUGGGGGGACUGCAAAGCUACGCCCAUGGACUCUGACUUUUUUAGCACCUACAGCAUCACAGCAUGUCGCAUAGACUGUGAAACACGCUACCUGGUGGAGAACUGCAACUGCCGUAUGGUGCACAUGCCAGGUGAUGCUCCAUACUGCACUCCAGAGCAGUACAAGGACUGUGCUGAUCCAGCACUAGACUUCCUGGUAGAGCGAGAUAAUGACUACUGCGUGUGUGAGACACCAUGCAGCAUGACCCGUUAUGGAAAGGAGCUGUCCUUUGUGAAGAUUCCCAGCAAGGCCUCUGCUAAGUACCUAGCCAAGAAGUUCAACAAGUCUGAGCAAUACAUCUCGGAAAACAUCCUGGUGCUGGAUAUAUUCUUCGAGGCACUGAACUACGAGACCAUAGAGCAGAAGAAAGCCUACGAGCUGGCGGGGCUGUUGGGCGAUAUUGGUGGCCAGAUGGGACUGUUCAUUGGAGCCAGUAUCUUGACUAUUCUGGAACUGUUUGACUAUCUGUAUGAGGUUAUCAAGUACAAGCUCUGUCGGUGUUCAGCAAAGAAACGCAAGCGCAACACCAACAACGACCGGGGAGCCGUGCUCAGCCUGGACGAUGUGAAACGUCACGCUCCCUGUGAAGCCCUGCGUACACCUUCCACGUAUCCCGCCAACAUACUACCUCAUCAUCCUGUGCAGGGCAACUUUGAGGACUUCACCUGCUGAGCCAAUCACAGAAGAGUAUGGAGGGAGGAGGCGGAGUCUUGCAGAGUGCCACCAAAGUUAACACCAUGUACCAGAGGAACAAGGUUACCUUGGAUAUUGCGAUAUAUUAAAAAUGUAUUUACCAUUAUUUGUAAGAAUCUAUAUUAACCAAAAUGGAAGAAGAGAGUUAUAGAGAAUGGAGAUAUUUUAAAAUACCAGUGAUAAAAUAUAACCAUUAAAAAAUCAUUUUGAGAGAUUGAGAACACCCUUCAGCAAAUUUGUUAUUAAGGUCUGUUAAAUAUGGAUAUAAAUACGGAUAUAAGUGACUCACGGGAAUCGGAAACGUACGAUCUGAAGCAAGCAAUAUAGCGAGCGACUCCUACCGAGGCCUAAAUGCUUCUGACCGCGGCACUGAACUGUACAGAGAAAACUGGCUCAUUAGGUUGUUAGCGGAUCAUAGUGUUUACUCCACUGUAAAUGUAGCAGCAUUUAUUACAACUGCAGUCACUCGGACAGCUGCAGCAGGACUCCGUGUAUUUCAGUUGAGAAUGUAUCCGUGUAAUGAAUUAGCAGAUGUAAAUAGGAGGAAAUGUUCGGCUUGGCGGGAAAAGAGCAGCUGGGUUAGGGUGGGCCGGGGGCGGGGGGAGUAGAGCCACUUCUGCCAUUUCCGGAAGUUUGCUUUAAACAGAUGUACUUCUUCAGGUCUCAUUCCCAUAUGUGCAUGCUGGUUCUCAUCCUCUAGUGCAUGUGUACUUU
This is a messenger RNA of Scleropages formosus (Asian bonytongue), 2658 nucleotides long. RefSeq names its product acid-sensing (proton-gated) ion channel 1b (gene asic1b). Gene Ontology annotation, biological process: sodium ion transmembrane transport. NCBI's taxonomy places the organism in Eukaryota, Metazoa, Chordata, Actinopteri, Osteoglossiformes, Osteoglossidae. The transcript is spliced from 10 exons. Bases 304 to 1923 code for a protein of 539 amino acids. Gene Ontology annotation, cellular component: plasma membrane. The record is from RefSeq and is a predicted model, not a curated record. Gene Ontology annotation, molecular function: pH-gated monoatomic ion channel activity; ligand-gated sodium channel activity.